This is a messenger RNA of Papaver somniferum (opium poppy), 846 nucleotides long. RefSeq lists its product as uncharacterized. The transcript has a single exon. NCBI's taxonomy places the organism in Eukaryota, Viridiplantae, Streptophyta, Magnoliopsida, Ranunculales, Papaveraceae. The record is from RefSeq and is a predicted model, not a curated record. The coding region runs from base 283 to 765 and encodes 160 amino acids.
UCCACACACUCUUUCUCUCUCUCGUCUUCUGUGCAGCAGAUUCUCUCUCUCUCUCUCCCUCGCGCAUCCAACAACAAGAAGAGUAAAGCAAAAUAAAGCAAAAAGAAGAAUCAACAAUCAAUGAAAUGGAAGACUCAAGACUAGACCAAGAAAAUUCUUACUAACCCUAACACUCACAUCUCCUUUUAUUCAUUCCCAAGCAAACUCAUUCCUCCUACUCAUUAUUGUUAUUAUCACUGAGUUUCAUUCAAAUCUCAGCAGAAAUCAUCAAGAAGUCAAGAAAUGGCAACAUUGCAGAAAUUCAAGUUCUUAGCUACACAGUGUGCUGUGUCUAGAGGUAGUCCCAGUCCAUCUAGAAGCCCUGCAGCUAGUCCUGUCUUUCAACUCCGUCGCCGCAGAACUCUUCGGAUGCUUUUCAGUAAGAAAUUCAGUACUACUACUUACUCAUCGAAUGCAUCAAGAACAGAUCUCCAGCGGUUAAUAAACAAUCGUGAUUCACCACCACAAAAGAGUGAUAAUAAAUCGUCAAUUAGUAGUGGCAGCAAUAAAUUGAAAGAUUUGUUCAUUUCUUCUCCUUCUCCACCUCCACCUACUCAUGAGGGGAAAUCUUUGAGGGAAACCGUCGCCAGAGAUGGUAGAGAUGAUUUGAUGGUGGUGCGACGUAAUGGAGUUGGAUUAUCUUCUUCGAGAUCGAUUUUAUCGACGUUCCGGUAUCGGUUGAUUAAGAGAAGUUGGAGACCUGUACUAAUCACAAUUGCUGAAUAAAUUUAUGUGGAUUGAAGUUCUCUCUAUUUCUUUCUGAGUCUCUUCAAGUUGAGCUCCUUAAUAAGAUUACUGAUUUUUACA